Thlaspi arvense is the source of this 600-nucleotide messenger RNA. Lineage: Eukaryota; Viridiplantae; Streptophyta; Magnoliopsida; Brassicales; Brassicaceae. The record is from the annotation of a GenBank genome assembly.
AUGCAUAUAUCUAUGGUUUUCUGUUUGAUAUGUGCAUUGUUUGCAGAUAUGGCGCCACCGAUUGAGAUUGCUACCAAAAGUUAUGUAGAGAAACAUGCUUCACUUCCUCCUCUUAAUGAGAGGAUACUUUCGUCCAUGACACAGAGGUCUGUUGCUGCACACCCAUGGCAUGAUCUCGAGAUAGGUCCUGAAGCCCCAAUAAUCUUCAAUUGUGUGGUUGAGAUAGGAAAAGGGAGCAAGGUGAAGUAUGAACUUGACAAAACUACCGGUCUCAUUAAGGUCGAUCGUAUUCUUUACUCAUCUGUUGUAUACCCACACAACUAUGGGUUCAUUCCGCGUACCCUUUGUGAGGACAACGACCCUAUUGAUGUUCUUGUCAUUAUGCAGGAACCGGUAAUCCCAGGAUGCUUUCUUCGGGCCAAAGCUAUUGGUCUGAUGCCAAUGAUCGAUCAGGUUAGAAAAAUGAACAUCGUCUAUAAGAAGAACGAGAACAAGGAAGUAGCCGUGAACGACUUCCUUCCUGCUACCGCAGCUUACGAAGCAGUUCAGCAUUCUAUGGAUCUCUAUGCGGAUUACGUCAUGGAAACCUUGAGACGGUGA